This is a messenger RNA of Anopheles coluzzii, 15163 nucleotides long. RefSeq lists its product as uncharacterized. Gene Ontology annotation, molecular function: protein kinase activity; ATP binding. The transcript has 12 exons. Bases 7381 to 12492 code for a protein of 1703 amino acids. NCBI's taxonomy places the organism in Eukaryota, Metazoa, Arthropoda, Insecta, Diptera, Culicidae. The record is from RefSeq and is a predicted model, not a curated record. Gene Ontology annotation, biological process: transcription initiation at RNA polymerase II promoter; protein phosphorylation. Gene Ontology annotation, cellular component: transcription factor TFIIA complex; nucleus.
UUCCAAUGUGUACGCGAAAAACCUCCUUCAAACGAUCAUACCACGAAUGCGAUUAUCUGUCACACUCAAUCAAUUCUAUCACGCGUCUAAUCGGGUGCAACUCUUGCUUGUUACGUUUGCUGUAUUUUUUUUUUUAAUUAUUUUAUUUCCCUCCACCCUGUCAUGUUUUCUGCGUCAUGAUGCUCUUCUGCCGUUCGCAAGGAUGGCAGGAUUGCUGGAGCAGGAAACUGGCUGGCUGGUUUAAAAAUAAAAUCGAGCUUACCCAGGGAAAAUUCCCGAACCGCGUCGUCAUGGACCCACACACACACACACACACACACACACACACACACACACACACACACACACACACACACACACACACACACACACACACACACACACACACACACACACACACACACACACACACACACGCGCGCGCGCGCGCGCGCCUGUACACGAUAUGCAACAGGUUGCACUGAUCCUCGUCGAGCGAUUUUAGCGAGUCUGCUGGUUUGUUUGCAAACCAGCCUCGGCUAUCAAUUGCAGAUGGUGUUUGCGUUUGGUGAGCUUCUGCUAAAAGCUUCUGUUCUGCCCGCGCGCCUUUUUCGACAUCUCCAGGAGGUAAUGGAGGAGCGGCAGGGAGGGAUUGAUUGUGUUCCCGCGGCUGCUAAUGGAUUGUGACAGGCGCGCGUACGCGCUUUGUUUGAUACUUUUCUUUCUGUCCGGGAGCCCAGUAAUGGUUUGAUUUUGUAGCGACAUUGCGACAUGUGUCUGUGUGCCUGUGGCGCUCCAUUGCGGAAAAUGGACGACGGUUGCGGUUUGUUUUCAUUGAUUGUUAUUUAUUUCACCACGAGCGGCUUCGUUUGAAAUUGUAAUCAAUGUUUUAUUUUAGUUUUUAAUUAUUAUUCUUAUAUUAAUCGAACGCAUUUAUAAAGCCAAACGACAAAGCUUGCGCUCCGUAGUCAAUAGCUAUGAAUUAAUUUUUACUGUCAAUUAUAAUCGAAAUAUGCGAAAUAGUCUCCAUUUAGAAGCCAGUUGAAUCUGUCUAUAAUCGUUCCGGAGCGUUCACUCAAUUUUCAACAAAUCUCGGUAUUCGGUGCUCGGUUUAAUUACUUCUAUUUCUGUCAAGUGUAUCAAGAAAGUGCAGAUUUAAGUGCAAAGUAAGCUAGAAAGAACCCUAAUGAAAAUGACGGCCUUUUGGCAGGCUCUGUGCAAAAAGUGUCUAAAAUCUAAAAUAAAACUUAUGUAAAAUAAAACAUGCGAUUCUUUCACUUGGUGUGGAAGCUUGACUGUGUUGAGGUUUUACUGGAGUCUAUGUCUCACUUAUGUUCACGGUUCGCAAGCUUUUUUGAUUUGGUCAUGUAGGCGGAUUCUGUCAAUUAAAAUUUAGAUAUUCAAUGCUGUUGUAUCCCGGUUUUACGACCUCUAAAAGCCGGGUACGCUUCCAAGCGAAGCUUUUGUGCGCCGAAGCCCACCGAAGCACCGACGGUCCUUGUCCACUAUUGGACUGUUUCGCUGCCGGCUCGUUCAUCGUUCGUGCCGGUAGUGAGCCCAUAAAUUUGCCAAUUGGAAUUUCAGUCAAAAUGCAAUUUUGAAGAAUGCGACGUUUAUUCUAGACUGUCCGCCAUGACCCAGAACGCCAAACUGCGCUUGAAACGUUUACAGCACGCAUCAAAGGUAUGUUUGCUUUGGAGGAUUGGGUUGCGAUAGAAAAUUCUAAUUAACGUGAGCGAGAUGGCGAGCAAAAUUAUGUGUGGCGAGUUUCACACGAGUUCGAUGGAUGAAUGAUGACCAAAGAUGCGCAGGCAAUGUGACUGUGACGGACACACAUAUGGUGCUUUUUUUGUCGUUUCUCCCGUGUCGGCUGAACCCGUCCUGGAAGCUUUGUAAAUCAUGCUGUUUUAUGAUCCACAUUCGGCGGGGUCUGCUCGGAGCAAUUUUGCGAAGCAUGGCCAUAAAAGUCGUCCAGAUUUAAUGCUUUUAAUUUAUAUUUUUGCUUAAGUUUCGCAAAAAUAUCAGCUUUAGCAAAAAUCAGCAAACAAGCUCAAAUUCAACUUUACACUUUGUCCCAGAACUCUUUUCUGUUUUUUUUUUUGUGUGUCAGAUUCCUAGCAGCAGACAAAUGCAUAGAAAAGGAAGAGUUGAGCAUCCGUUCUUGAUUUUUAUUUUCUAAUGCCACUGCCACUCUCAACUACAUUUCCCAUCACUUUCUAUCGCUCUGUAGUGCGCACGAUUCACACCUUCGCUAUCGUCUCUAGGUGCAUUGAAAUUCCGCCCGCUUGCACCGAGGGAACUAGGAAGGUAUCCUGCGACGGAGGCUAUUGUUUUUACCUCGUCCUUUUAAGUUAGUGGUCGCCAUGUUCAAGUUCAAGUGUUUAUGGGUGCUUUAUUUGAAUUUCUUUUUGUAAAAGGUUUUUGGGUGAACUCUGGGGGUGAAGCCCUUCUCGGUGGCCGUAUGGGUGUGUAGAAACGCAACACCCCCUCUCCGCGCAUAGAGACACGCAUUAGACGGUGAUCAAAUUUUAGGGGUGACCCAACACACGACACGGCCCCGAAUGUGCUUCGCGAUUUGUCUCUCCGUUCGGCCAUUAAAUUCCUCGCAAGCGUUUGCCUGUGUGGUGGAGGAGGGGCAGGGCUAAACAUUACGGUAGGAUGGUAAAUACUUGUGCGAGUUCACUAGAGAUAGAGUCAGUGGCAAGAAUAAUGGCUGCCAACCGACUGUAGUUGAGUUGUUGCGCUUAGACAAUUAAUGGUCCUUCGAACCGGAUUUUGUUUUAGUUUUGCGGCUGUUGGAUGUUAAUUAUUGUUUGGUGGUUAAACUUAUUCAAUUUUUCAACAUGGCAUUUCAAACCUUUGCCGCGGUCACCAGCAACGCUGGCAUCUACUGGCUAAUGCACGCAUCUAGUACGAGUUUGCGUGUAUUCUUAUCAGCAUCUAACGUUCACACCCCUGUCACGGAUUAAUCGCUUUAUCUCGAAUAAGAGCGUUUGUGCAUUCUUUGCUGCCUCGCCGACAAUUAGCUAGACAUAAUUGUCGUUUAAUGUUGGUGCCAGUGGUAUCGAGGUGAUAAUCGGCCGUGACAAAGUUUGCCCCCAUUCGUCACACAUCCAUGUAGCUAGUCAACCGACCCGCUCUAGACGGGUGCCGACCGGCUAGGCCCUACUGUUUGCACUUUCGCACAUUCGCUUCUGUGGACGACAUUUUAAAAAUAGUCCGUGAAGCUGCGUUUCAAACGAAGCCGAUCCCGUUCCCCAUUCUCCCCCUCUCCCUCUUCAUCCACUCCUGCCAAGGCCAGAGAUAGCAAUGCACGUGUGAACACCUGGAAAAUGUUCGCUAGCGAAUGGGAAGAAGUAGCGUAAGGGAGAAGUCUCCAAACGAAGCUUCUGGGAACUCUGUGUCUUAUUGCUGUGUUUCCCUCUAUCCGUGUCGAAUAGCGAGCACAUGGUGUGGCGUACUGGUAUAGUGGCGCAAAAUUAUCCAAAGCAAUUGCUAUUGCAGGAAUCGAUUGCAAAUGCACCCUGCGCGUCGAUGUUGGCAACUUGUUGCAUGUCUGAUUUCACCCUUUUGGUGGCUCAAACGGCAGCACACGAUAAUGAAAACGUCGCGACGGGUGAUUAGGGCCGGAAAAUAGGCAUCGUGUCCUGUUUGUAUAUUGAAAGUGUAGUAAAGUGAAGUUGACAGGAAUCAUUAGCACAUUAUUGGGCCUAUUUUGUGAGUCAAAUGGAAAAGUGUCAAACAAACCGAAAUUUUACGACCAAUAUGCGACAUGAGUGUUACAGAUACGUGUCGAAAAUGCUGAUUUGCUAUUAUGAUCAUGAAAAAAAUCAAGAAAUCACUAAAAAGUUUGUAAAACACCAAAUUUUGUCCGUUAGUCCAGGUAGGUUUUGCUUGACUCACAUAAUUGGCCCUUAUAUAUAUUUGUUGUUGUUGAUAUCAGUACCACACAUCCGGCAAGCUAUUGUGCGUUGGUAGGCACGUUUUGGUCGCGUCUAGAAGAUCCGGUGGAGAAAGGGCGUCGAAACCAAUUCUUUGAUUUGCAUUUUCUGGAAGCUCCAGAAGGUAAAGAAGCGAAAAUACAAUCUUGAUGGUGUAUGACUUCCGCGAGUUUGUAUGUUUCAGCAGUUGCAGAGUGAUCGGUGUUGGGUUUGGAGUUGUCUUACCGAUUUGAUUUGUUGACGUUACAGGAUGUAAGUAUCAUUCUCUUGGGCCUGUCGGGGCGAUAAUCGGGAUAGAGCCAAGUUUUUUUUUACAAACAAAUGAAUCACGCUUUCCAAGAUAUCAAAACACAACUGCCAACGGUGUUGGCACAAUGUAACCUUGACAUAGUAGUGCCAUCAGAUCAUGCGCAUCGGAGCCUCAUGCGAACACCACGUACAGAUAUAAUACCAAUGCUUUGGGAAAGUUUCAAAAAAUACAUAUUCUUCUUUCGUUUUUGUUUGUUUGUUCAAAAGGAUGUUUCUGUUCGUCUGUUCCUUGCUGCUACGGUACCUUUUUGGCUUCCCUUUUUUGUUUUGCACCCCAUCCUCCCACCUUUUCACUUGCCGAUAAGCCUAAGGUACGCUGUUUUCCUUUCUUCUGUCUUCCCAGCGAAAAAAACUCUCCCCUUUCGCCACUUCGAACUCGGAUACUUUCCAUUCAUAUCCACACCCCAACCCCCGGAGUUGCAUGUCUCUCGCUUUGUGCGUGUGCAGGUGCAUGUGUGUGUGUGUGUCUCUGCGCGUCUGUCCGUUUUCAAACCGACUAGAAAAUGCUGCUUGUUGUGUCGUUAUGCGUUACUUGAUGUGGAGGGCGUUUUUUUUCCUGCAACAGUUCACACGGCCACAACGCAACUGAUGACGUGCCGGUCUGGUUGCAGCUGGUGGCACCCUGCCCCCUUCCCGCCCCUUCCCCACCUCUCUCUCCCUCUUGCACACACACACACACUGUGUCACUCGUUUGUUCGGAUGCUGUGCGGUCACGGGCUGGGUGUCUGGGCGCGCGCAUGCGCGCGAAAACUGCCACAACUCGUCGCAUUUGCGCGUACUCUAGUUUGCGGCUGACCGAAGCGGCGGGCGCGAAGAGACGCACAAUACACACCGCCUCUCCGGCUGGCGGUGGUGGUCCGCUUCUCGCGCUUUGGGUGUUCCGAAUGGCUGCAGCCGUGCCCUGUCGACAUCUUUCCACACCAGUCUAGCGUCCUGUAGAGCGGGGGGAAAUAAAAAAGAAAAGAACCGGAUGCGCAACCGCUCCUUCUGUUUCGGACGCUUCUUCAAACCAGACCUUGCUUACCGGCCUGUUCUCCACGCCACGGCGCCCACCAGGGGUUGCUUGUGGUGUUGUUUGGGCCGUCCUCACCGUUUCGGACUAAACCAAUUUUUUGAAUGGCAACAUUUUGCCCCCCAAACACGAGUGCGCGCGCGCGCGCUCAUCGUCGAAUGCGCGUUGCGCGUUCCCUUGCAAAAUCAGAUGAUUGAUUUUGGUUUACUGUCGUUGUUGCUGUUGUUGUUGUUGUUGUUGUUGUUAAUGUAAACUACAACCGUACAGAAAAGCAAAAAUAAAAUCAGGCUGGGAGGCGGAAGGAGGAGGUAUUUGAUUCACGGCGGGGCGGGGUUGUCGAAGCAGGGUGUGGAUUUCUAUUAUGGGAAAGGAUUCACACAUCGGUCGCCCAACCAUUAUUUUUAGUUCGUCUGCAUUUGCCAUCCCCGUUCACUCUGGUUUUAUUACCACCCCCAUCGCCCCUCUCCCAACCCCUUAUAUUCUAACCACUGGUCGACCACCGUCGUUAGUUUUGGAAGGGUAAAUUGCUAACCGCUUCUUUAUUUCGUUUCACCAGAAUGGGCAGCGGGUGUAUCAUUUGGGGGUGGCUCUCUUCGGCUCCCAACUUAAAAUCGGUUGAGGUAGAAACAAAAUCAUUUCCCCGAAUGCCCCUUUCGCUCUCCAACACACAAAACAAACCAGAUUGUGAUGACGCAAGGUUUGAUGCUGAGAAGGGGGGUUGUUCGAUCGAUUUUUUUCCUGAUUUUCCACAGCGCUUGCGGGAGGAUGGGAGGGAACGCAGAUAGCGGAAAUUCGUAUUUUUAUUCCACCAAUUUUAAACCCGCUCGCGCACACUCUCACUCUCUAUUUCUCUCAAUAUCUACCGAUCUGCUACUAUAGGAUCGACUUUUUUUUAAAGGCAACUCGCUCGCCUGCCCCCUUUCUCUCUCUCUCUCUCUCUCUCUCUCUCUCUUUUUUUCGAUCGAUCGAUUGUGUAUCGUGCUGUCUACAAAAAUAAAAAAAGAAAAGCCACUCUAUCUCAAGGACCUUGUCCGUUUUGCCCCUGUCUGUGUAUGUGUGUGUGUGUUGUUGCGCCGUUAGGGCAUACAAGUGUGAGUUUCUAAUUAGUUUUAGUCGAGUUGCGCAAAAGCGUUGCUUAGCUCUCUCUCUCUCUCUCUCUCUCUCUAUCUCUCUCUCUCUAUCUCUCUCUCUCUCUCUCUCUUUCUCUCUCUAUCUCUCUCUCCCUCUCUCUCUCUCUCUCUCUCUCUCUCUCUCUCUCUCUCUCUCUCUCUCUCUCUCUCUCUCUCUCUCUCUCUCUCUCUCUCUCUCUCUCUCUCUCUCUCUCUCUCGAUCCCUUUCCCAUGUUCUCCCUACGUUCUCCCUGUGUUCGAAAUCGAAAGACGAUUUUAUGACUUUUUUUUGUUGUUUUUGCCCUAGCGCACAGUGAGCACACGGCGUAGCACAAACAAAGCAAACAGCCGUAAGCACAACUUUUACCGGCAUGAUUUAAAAGAUAGUUGAUUAUAUCGGUGCCGCAUUUUCCGAACAGGGCCGAGAGAGGAACUCGGAUAUGAAAAGGGUAAAGGAAAAAUUGGACGAAAAAAAAACUCAAACGCAUCGUGUUAAUGGAAGAUUUUAUGCCAGCUUGCCGUAGCGCACAAACGAUCCUGUGCGGCGCACAACACCCGCCAAACCACGGGUUUAAUCUCCCUUACCCCCGCAAUGCGCUGCGCUUCGGCUUUUUGCCACAGGGGAGCGAGAGCGCGCGCGCGCGCGAUUCUUGCUCGGGGUAUUCGCGCGCUUCGCCAGCAGAAAAACAAACGGCUGAUCAACGCGCUCGCCAUAACAAGUGGCGAUACAACACACAAGUGUACGUGUGUGUGCGUGUGUGUUUAAUCGCUACCGAUCGUACGACUGGCUCAGUUUUUCCCAUCCUUUCAGUGUGCCGUUGGUGUUGUUUCAGUUAGUGAACGACAUUGAAAGUUUUCCUCGCGUCAGUUUUGCACAAGUGCCCUAAAUCAAACACGUGAACAGCAGCAGCAGCAGCAGUCACUCCGAGAACUGAACAUUGUCAUUGACGUUGACAACAUUGAACUGCAAGCCCGGGAACAGCAGCUGCAGCAACAAGCAGACUGGGAGCAACGUAGACUGCGGCAGGAGAUGCAGUUGCAAGAAGUGCGGCUUCGUCGACCAAUGCAGCAGCAGCAGCAGCAGCAGCAGCAGCAGCAGCAGCAGCAGCAGCAGCAGCAGCCGCUGCCGCAAAUGCCGCUCCAGCAGGAGGGGCAAAGGCUACAGGCGCGACUGCGAGGGCACCCUCCGGAGCUACCGGUGGCGCAAAACCAGGCAGCUAGACAACCGGAACAGGUGCAAUUGCGCCGCGACGUAGUAACGCAAAGCGAUAGCGAGCUGACCUAUGGUCCGGUGCGGAAUCAGCCGCCUCGUCGGCCAUCACCGGAGCUGCAGAUAUAUGAAGUGCAGCCGUAUGAGCUACGGCAACAACGGCUGCAGUAUCAGCAGCAGCAGGAGCAGCAAAUGUCGCUGCAACAGGAGGAGCAAUGGUUACAGGGACGGGCGCAAAUGCUUCAGGCACCGCAACCGGUAGGCAACGGGCAGCAGCAGCUGCAGAUGGCACAAAUGCAACAACAGCAUCAACAACAACAAAGUAUGGAGCAGCGGCAGGAGGACGAGCGACAGCAAAUGUUGCGUUCAUGGAUUCGGCAUCGGCUCCGAGAGCUGGAGCGGAAUGCAACAGUGGAAACCCAACAUCAAACACAGCAUCUAGAACAGCAUCAGCAACAACAACAACAGUUGGUUACGCAGCAGCAGCAGCAGGAGCAGCAGCAGCAGCAGCAGCAGCAGCAGCAGCAGCAGCAGCAGCAGCAGCAGCAGCAGCAGCAGCAGCAGCAGCAGCAGCAGCAGCAGCAGCAGCAGCAGCAGCAGCAGCAGCAGCAGCAGCAGCAGCAGCAGCAGCAGCAGCAGCAGCAGCAGCAGCAGCAGCAGCAGCAGCAGCAGCAGCAGCAGCAGCAGCAGCAGCAGCAGCUACUGCAGCAGCAACCUGUAAAACAACAGUUGCAGAAACAAAAACAACAACAGAGACAACAAGAACAAUUACGGCAGCAGCAGCAACAGCAGCAGGAACUGCAGCAGCAACAGCAGCAGCAGCAACAACAGCAGCAGGAACUGCAGCAGCAACAGCAGCAGCAGCAACAACAGCAACAACAGCAGCAUCAGCAGCAGCAGCAGCAGCAGCAGCAACAGCAGCAGCAGCAGCAGCAGCAGCAGCAGCAGCAGCAGCAGCAGCAGCAGCAGCAGCAGCAGCAACAACAACCACAACAACAACCACAACAGCAACAAAAGCGGCAACAACGCCAAAAACGUAAACAGACACAGCAGCGUCAACAUCAGCAGGUUCAGAGUGAACCACUGCCACCACCAAGUCCGCUGCCGUCGCACAUCCCACCGUACAUGCCACCGCACAUCUCACCGCCCGCCCCACAGCACCAACCAUCGCCCAACCAGCGAACGCUGGAACUGCUGCAGUUGUGUUCGAUGGAACACCAAUACAGAAUGGAAGCGCUCCACCACCCUCACCCCCACCAACACCAUCACCACCUCCACCGUUCUCCACCUGCGUCGUUCGCCACGCCCUACUCCCAUCAGUAUAGCUCAACGGGUUUGCCAAUUGCACACGGCCCGUCGCAUCGCCCGUUUGAUGCGCCAGCUCCAUUGCCGCAACCGCCACCAUUCAUGCAGCGGUACGAUCCGGUGCGCCCGUCCCAGUCGUCGUCUUGCAUCCCGGACUCGGCACCGCAUCCGCCGGCACAGUCGGCCGGGGGUGGCGUACCCCCGUGGAUGCAAUCGGGGCUGGCACUGUCCUCAUCCAGCCCGGCACUCGGGCCACCAUUCGGCAAUGAGCGGGCAGCGUACAUGACACACCCAAUGCACUCCCAUCCCUCGCUGGAGGAGGCGCACGGCCUCUACCGGGCAGGAGAGAUGCACCAGAUGCAGUCGUCCUCUGGCUACUGGCAGAACUACGAGCGGCACCAGGCGCUCGCUCACUUUUGGCAGCACUCCAGAGCGAUGGAGCAAUUCCACGCGAACCAGAGUCUGUUCCGCCCGUGGAACUAUGGCCGGAUCAUCUCGGGCCGCCAUCCGCUGGAGGCGCCCAGCGCUACCGUGACGUCGGCAGAUGCCGGUGCCUUUGACUCGCUGCCGCCGCCCCCCACAAGCCACUACGUGUUUCCGUCGCCCGCCCAGAAUGCACCGCCGCAGAAGGCAGCUGCCGGCUACUCCGUACGGCGCUACCAUCAACCGGAAGCCAUCGUUUCGCCCGCCCUUCCUUCACAUCGUCACCAGGAGCCGGAAGCAGUCGCUGUACCUACCGACCAGCCACAACGCCACCAGGAGCCGGAAGCCGUCGCUGCCCCUGUCGAUGCUCCACCAGCAGUUCAUUGCUACCAGGAGCCGGAAGCCAUCGCUUCACCGGAAGUCGCCCAAUCUGUACAGCACCACGCAAUGCAGGAAAGUUUCAACGUGGAGCAGCCAAAUGCCAACACGGCCGUCAUUGAGCCGCUGACCGGCCCGUCCGCUGUCCCUGACGAUUGUCCCAUAGUGGUGAUCGAUGAUGAUGACGUGGCCGAACCGGUGCCGAACACAUCGAACGAGCAGGAACAACCGGUAUAUAAGGAACAACCGGCAUAUCAGGAACAUUCGGUAGAUCAGGAACAAUGGCCAGAUCAGGAACAAUGGCCAGAGGCUAGCUACCGCUCCGAGCAGGUGGGCAGCGGGGCGGAAGAUGUCUUUGCGCUGACACCCAAUCCGCCCCCGCCACCGUCCACUCCGCAAACCGACUACCAUGCUGAGCUGCCGAACGAUGACCUGUCGGCCCCACCGCCACCCUUAGUGUGCGGGCUUGAUCCAGAGCAACAGCAGAAGCAACCGCAGGAACAGCCGCAGGAGCAGCAUCAGGAGCAGCAGCAGAAUCGAUCGUCGCCGCACUAUGUCCGACCGGUCAGCUUCCUACAGCGCACCACUAGCAGACCGCUCAACUUCGAUGUACCAAAACCCUGCCAAACGGCAGUCGUCGCUCCAAUCUAUCAUGUACCACCACAGCAUCAGCAGCAGCAGCAGCAGCAACAACAUCAGCAGCAGGUUGCCGUAGAACGACAGCAAGAGGAGGAUGAACUAGGAGAAGAGGAAACCUUGUCUGAGCAAGGGGAAGAUGUGGAAGAGUCAGACGUGCAAGAGGAAGUUGAGGAUGAUGUGCAAGAGGAAGUUGAGGAUGAGGAAGAUGUGCAAGAGGAAGUUGAGAAUGAGGAAGCUGAGGAUGAGGAAGUUGAGGAUGAGGAAGAUGUGCAAGAGGAAGUUGAGAAUGAGGAAGCUGAGGAUGUUGAGGAUGAGGAAGUUGGGGAUGAAGAAGUUGUAGAUGAGGAAGUUGGGGAUGAGGAAGUUGGGGAUGAGGAAGUUGAGGAUGACGAAGUUGAGGAUGAGGAAGUUGAGGAUGAGGAAGUUGAGGAUGAGGAAGCUGAGGAUGUUGAGGAUGAGGAAGUUGGGGAUGAGGAAGUUGUAGAUGAGGAAGUUGGGGAUGAGGAAGUUGGGGAUGAGGAAGAUGAGCAUGAGGACGUUGAGGAUGAGGAAGUUGAGGAAGAAGAAGUUGAGGAAGAGGAUGAGGGGGAAAGGCAAGAAGUGCAACAGAACGAGGAAGGGUACGAUGGCCAGUCGGUGGAACGUAGUCCACAACCAGAGGAAACUGCAGGAAAUGCUGGUGCUGGCCAGCUAGGGAUGUCGCCCCUGCCCGAUGUGCAUCACUUAAUAUUCCCAGCACAUCCCACCACCUCGUACGAUGCCCACCACCACCACGUCUAUAUGCCCACCAUCUCGUACGAUGAGAUUCGGCCACGACAGCGUGGUACGUUGUAUGGUGCACCUGGGCCGUUCUCCUCGCCGGAGCGACAAAAUUGGGGUCCGUCAGAUGAGAUUCAUUACUGGGACCGCCGUCACUACCAGCAGCAGCGGGCUUUCGAUAGCACCUUCCUUUCCACCAACGAGGAGCACACCGAAACCGAUGCCGAAACCGGCAGCACCACCACGAACAGCCCGGAACGGCAGUACGAGGAGCCUUGCACGCCGAACGAUAUCGAGAAACAACCAUUCAUCCGGGACGAUGCCGAUGGCCAUCUGAUCUACCAGAUCGGUGAUAUCCUCCAUAACAGAUAUAAAAUACUUGCCACCCUCGGCGAGGGUACGUUUGGACGCGUCGUCAAGGUGAAGGACUUGGAGCGCAACCACGUCAUGGCGCUGAAGAUCAUCAAGAACGUGGAGAAGUAUCGUGACGCGGCCGAGCUGGAAAUUGGUGCGCUGGAAAAGAUCAUGCAGCUCGAUCCCAACCUGGAGCACUUGUGCGUGAAAAUGCUAGACUGGUUCGACUACCACGGCCAUACGUGUAUCGCUUUCGAGAUGCUUGGGCUGAGUGUUUUCGACUUCCUGAAAGACAACAACUACGAGCCAUAUCCGAUCGAGCACGUACGGCACAUCUCCUACCAGCUGUGCUACGCCGUCAAGUUCCUGCACGAGAGCCGCCUCACGCACACGGACCUGAAGCCGGAAAACAUACUGUUCGUCGACUCGGAGUACACCACCACGACGGUCCCACGCAAGAACCGCGAGGUGCGCCGCGUCAACUGUACCGAUAUUCGACUGAUCGAUUUUGGCAGCGCCACGUUUGACGACGAGCACCACAGCACCAUCGUCUCCACCCGGCACUAUCGCGCACCGGAAGUGAUCCUCGAGCUCGGCUGGUCGCAGCCCUGUGACGUUUGGUCGAUCGGCUGCAUCAUGUUCGAGCUGUAUCAGGGCGUAACGCUCUUCCCAACGCACGACAAUCGCGAACAUCUGGCCAUGAUGGAACGGAUCCUGGGCACCAUCCCUUACCGCAUGGCAAGGCAAACACGGUCCAAGUACUUCCGCUAUGGCAAGCUGGACUGGGACGAGAAGUCUUCCACCGGGCGGUACGUGCGGGACAACUGCAAGCCGCUCCAUCGAUGCGUCAUCACCGACAAGCCAGACCACCUGCAGCUGUUCGAUCUGAUUCGCAAGAUGCUGGAAUACGAACCCUCCAAGCGCAUCACACUGGACAAGGCUCUGCGGCAUCCGUUCUUCGCGAAGCUUCCCGCACACCAGCGCCUGCACGAGAAAUGUAAUGACAGCCCCGUCGGUGCCCACUCGUCCACCGCCAACGCUGAACGCGAGCGUUCGCACAGUCUGUCGCGAUGAAGGCGUCAUCUGUAGUAACACCACCAAACACCACCAAACACCAUACACACCAGCCAACAUCCUCACAGCCCACCCGAAACAAUGAGCAUCAUCCUGUAUCUGUUACUAGGGGCAAACGCCCGCCCUUCAUACAUCAAACGUCAUCGACAAGGCCAUGCGGGCAAAACGGGGGCCAUCCGUUUCCAUCCUGACAUUGCAAAAGCGCCCAUUUUUGUACCGCCUAGCAAACAAAUUACUACUAACCUUUUAAAAAAACAACAACAACGGAAGCCCCAGUGAAGGCUUCAGAGGUGUUUGUGUGAGUGUGUGUGUGUGCGUGUAUGUGUGUGUGAACGCCAAAUAUCGGAACGGUAGGGCCGGAGGGUAGAUUGAGGGUGUAAUUUUUCUGUCUUGUUUCUGUCGCCAAUAUGAACUUUAGUAGUAGACAUAUUAAUCAAUUUUUAAUUAAAACAAAACAAAAAAAAAACGAACAGCCCACGAACUGUGCCGUCAUUGUACUGUUCUCAAUAAGUGCGGUGCACACGUGCGAACGUGCUGUGCUAGGUUGUGGUAGGCAGAUAAUUGAUCGAAGUUAUUGCGCAGCGCUACUUAUUCCGCAUACGAUUGCCGAAUAGUAUCGAAACAUAUGAUAUUUGGGCGCAAUCGGGAGACAAGCGAGCUUGGCGCAAUUCGAGCACCACAAACUCGAAACGGUUUGCAGGUUGCCGAGCGAGCGGCAGAGCGCGUUAAUUGUAAAAUAAAACAACGGUCCCAAAUGCAGAUAUUAAUAGCGAAUUUAAUUGUGAACUGAACGUAAAAUGAAUAGGGUAAACUUUGCACAUCGGUUCGGCGCGUAGAUGCUCAACUCCACAUACUCCUCUUCCACAUAGCCUGACAUGUCGCGUCCAGAACCAGAACAAAGGCAACUUUCACAACCUACAGAGAGCGUGUGAGAUAUUGCGUAAUUUAAAUUAUAAAAAACGCGUGAUCGGUUAGGAGUUUUUUUUUUAAUUCUCGAUUUGUUUUUUUUUUUGAAUCAAAAACACUUCUUCGUUCUACAGACACACACACACACACACACACACACAGAGUCACACAAGGGAGUGGGAGGUGGAAGAAAAAGUAUGCGAUCUCGACCGGCACUAGCAAUCGAUAGUUUAAGUUUCGUUCUUUCUAUGUUUUAGCUAACCCCUGUUCGAUUCAUUACACAUAGCGCACAGUGUGUUCACACGUCCGUCAUCUGAAGUAGCGCUUUCACACUCACUUUCGACUACGUUUUGUCACAUGUAGUAUGUGUGUAUCGGUAUCGUUUCCCGCCUCACACGGGUUGAUUUUUUUUUCUUUCAUUAUUCAUUAAGCGAUAAACUCGUUGAUUUGCAAGCGAUUUUAUACCAUUCUGAUGCGAGAAUUUGUUUCUUUACCUUAGCCACACACUUACUGAAAAGGUUCUGUCUUUUUUUACCGUCUUUCUUUUUGUACAAAAAAAAAAAAACUAAACCCCACACCGAGCAGUCAUUGUGAAGGCAACGGAUCCGCGGCACCCGGAACCGGGAAGCAAGCCGCGACCGCCAAUGCCACUCGCGCUGCUGCCCAUAAUGGCACGCUGGCAGAAGGGCAGCAUUGGCUCAAAAGCCUAGAACGCAGUGAGGGGAGGGAAGGGUAUAGAUAACUGAAACGUCCCCACGACCGACAACCCACCCACCCACAACACAAAACAACCGCGAGUACCGGAAGCGAAAACAGCAACAACAACGUCCCUUAUGAAACACAACACACGCACACGCACAUUAUAUUGUGGUACAUACGCUGUAUGGAUGGAUGCUGUAUGAAGGCGGAUGACAUACAGGGAAUGGAAAACAACUGCAUCAACAAAAGCGUUAAUGUCGGAUAGCAAGCCGAUAGUAGUGUGGUGCCUGCCAAAUUCCACCGCCCGUAACACAUCGCGUUCCUCAGCACGCACCGGCGAGGGAUGUAUACACCCUACAUGUUCCUAUUGUUUAAGAGGAUGUUUUUUUUUUUUUGCUUGCUUGUAGAGAAAGGGUGUUAGAAAAGGUUUGUGCAAAGUUCGCCUAUCAUUUGUCUUCCCUAUAAGUGCGUGUGUGUACGUACGAGCGCGCACACACACACAUACACCCAUGACUUCCGAGCACGGUCGUUAUCCUUUAUCCUUUAGGGCAUUAAUUAUAAUUAGCACACGUGCAUCGAGCUUUGAAAAAAAGAAACAAUGGAAUGCAUUAGGAGCAAGGCAGAGACAAAACACACAACAGCGCCAUAAGGAGGGACAUGCCCGUAGGAAACGCUCAAUUGAGGAAAACAGGUGGAAAACAAGAGGGUUAGUAAACUAUUGUGGGAUGUCACUCGCUACCGUUACGAUGAGGAAAGCGGUCGGACAAGCCGAGGUGUGCCAUGAAUUCCAUAGUUGUCCCCCAUCCGCAGCUUAAAUCGAUGAAAGGGAAAGCAUCGACAGAUCGUGGCGUGUUAAAUAUAUUACAUAGCGUUUUGCUUACGGGAUUUGCUUUUCCGUUUGAAAUUCUCCAUGCUUUGCCUAGCUUGGUAUUUUCCUUUCUUUUUGUUGUCCAACUAUUUGUUUCUCACUCUUCCCUUUCCCUGAACCGAUUGGAGAUCGGUUUUCCCUAACGGCAACGGGGCAAAGUGUAGAUAAAGCGGUCCGUUUUUUUUGUUUUUUUUUUUU